UGCAGGAACCGGAAAUUCCCAGAAGGAGCGCCAUUUUUUCUUUCCGGCUGAAGCCGUGUUUCUCUUUCCAUUGCUGGGCACGUCCUCUUUUCUUCUCCUCAACAGCAACUGUGCAGCAUCUCAACAUCGUCCUCACCUCCUUCUUUAUUCUCUACAGCAGACAGAGGAAGGUGAUUCUGACAGUUUCUUCUAUUGUCUUGGUGAUGGCGGAGGCAAGAACAGAGGGCGGCGGGGGAGACAUGAGGCAGAGGAGGAGAUGGAGUUGGCUUGUUGGGGCGUUCAUUGCUGUGUUUCUUGCGGGUGUCGUCGCCUCCGGUAACGCUCCCAAGUUCUCUCUCUUUGGUCGCUUGAGCGAGAAUUGCGGUUGCCCGAAUGCUCGUAAAUAUACUGGGAUGGUGGAGGAUUGUUGUUGUGAUUAUGAGACUGUUGACACACUUAACUCAGAAGUAUUGCAUCCUAUCCUCCAAGAGCUUGUGAAGACACCAUUCUUCCGAUAUUUCAAGGUGAAGCUGUGGUGUGAUUGUCCUUACUGGCCAGAUGAUGGGAUGUGCCGCCUUCGUGAUUGCAGUGUUUGUGAAUGCCCAGAUAACGAGUUUCCUGAAACAUUUAAAGGGUCAUUCCAAAGACUUUCUAGAGAAGAUCUCAUUUGUCAAGAGGGAAGACCUCAAGCAGCUGUUGACCGAACCCUUGAUACCAAAGCAUUUAGAGGAUGGAAAGAAAUUGACAAUCCUUGGACAUAUGAUGAUGAAACUGAUAAUGCUGAAAUGACUUAUGUUAAUCUACAACUAAAUCCUGAACGUUACACUGGCUAUUCUGGACCAUCUGCAAGAAGGAUAUGGGAUGCUGUGUAUAAUGAUAAUAUUAAAGACUUGCCAUCUGAUUCUUUUCAAGAGCGGAAGGUUCUAUACAAGUUGGUGUCUGGGUUACAUUCUUCCAUUUCAGUUCAUAUUGCUGCUGAGUAUCUCCUUGAUGAAGCUACCAAUCUGUGGGGACAAAACCUUGAAUUACUAUAUGACCGCGUGCUGAGAUACCCAGAGCGUGUCAGGAAUUUGUAUUUCACUUUUCUGUUCGUCCUUCGGGCAGUAACGAAGGCAGCUGAUUAUCUUGAGCAGGCUGAAUAUGACACUGGCAACGCUGCUGACGACCUCAAGACACAGUCCCUUGUAAAGCAGCUGGUCUUCAACCCUAAGCUACAAGCUGCAUGCCCACUACCUUUCGAUGAAGGAAAGUUAUGGAAGGGCCAGAACGGACCCAACUUAAAGCAUGAGAUUCAAAAACAGUUUAGGAAUAUAAGCUCAAUUAUGGAUUGUGUUGGGUGUGAGAAAUGUCGGCUCUGGGGAAAACUUCAAAUUCUUGGGCUUGGUACAGCAUUGAAGAUCCUUUUCUCUGUUGAUGGUGAUGACCGCGUAGAUCAGCCUCUUCAGCUACAGCGAAAUGAAGUAAUUGCUUUGCUGAACCUUCUCAAUAGAUUGUCAGAAUCUGUUCAAUGGGUAAAAGAGAUGGGGCCUGCUGCUGAAAAAAUCGUGGAGGGACAUCGAUCCUCAGCUAGUGUUGGUACGAGCAGUUUGUAGCCAUUUUUGUGGUACUGCAGCAUGCUGGAGUUGUUUGUUAUUCAAACCGCUGUUGAGUCAAUUGCAUCUAUGGAUCAUGAGAGCCUAAAUUUAUUAGUUCCCAGAGUUGGCAAAUGCUGAACCUCAAUUUUAUCAAAUUAGUGGAAGAAUAUGUGAACAUUGAGAUGGAGGACGUUCUAGAGUUUUUUCUUUUGUAUCCGAAGGCACAGGGCAUUUAUGUCAGAUUAUGUGCAGAAAAAUGAGAAAGUUGCCUUCUUGGCGUUGUAUAUUCUUAUUAAUUGGAAUACAAUAAUGUAACAAAUUGUAUUUCUUUUCU
Molecule: messenger RNA, 1887 nt
Organism: Nymphaea colorata (pocket water lily)
Lineage: Eukaryota; Viridiplantae; Streptophyta; Magnoliopsida; Nymphaeales; Nymphaeaceae
Product: endoplasmic reticulum oxidoreductin-2-like
Exons: 11
Coding region: 204-1571 (455 amino acids)
Biological process (GO): protein folding in endoplasmic reticulum
Cellular component (GO): endoplasmic reticulum; endoplasmic reticulum membrane
Molecular function (GO): thiol oxidase activity; protein-disulfide reductase activity; FAD binding
Source: RefSeq, a predicted model, not a curated record